GCCGGAGGGUGGAACGACCGCCCUUUUUGGAGCAACGAGAGUAGAACUGCGGUACAUGCGUCGAGGAAAAAAAUAUCGCAAUACAACUUUCUGAAGCAGUGUAACCAAACUUGAGAGAGGGAUAAGGACAGUAAUGGCGGCUGAGGUGGAGGUCGAUGUGGACGGAGGCAAUGAAUACCCAGCACAUUACAAAGUCAUGAUGGAUAAACUCAAUGAACAGCGACAGCUGGACCAGUUCACAGACAUUACCUUGAUUGUGGAUGGACACCAGUUCAGAGCCCAUAAAGCAGUGUUGGCAGCAUGCAGCCAGUUUUUCCAUAAGUUCUUCCAGGAUUUCACCCAGGAGCCACUGGUGGAGAUAGAAGGAGUGAGUAAUACAGCCUUUCGCCAGCUGAUGGAGUUCACUUACACUGCAACACUAGCUGUAGCUGGACAAGAGGAGGCCUUUGAUGUCUGGAAAGCUGCUGAAUACCUCCAGAUGCAGGAAGCCAUCAAAGCGCUCAACAACAAGAUAAAUGACAGUCCCUCGCUGACAGCAAAGAGCAAAGGAAAAAAGAGGAAGAUUGCUGAGACAUCUAAUGUGAUUACAGAAACCCUACCUUCAGUGGAAGGGGAACAGGUGGAAAUUGAGGUGAUAGGGGAGGGGGCCAUUGAGGUGGAGGAGACUGGACUGGAAGAAGUGGUCGACGAAGCAAAGAACGCUCAGGCGGCGUCAGAUGACUCUGCUUUGGCGCUUCUUGCUGACAUAACCAGCAAGUAUCAGCAAGGGGAAUCUACAUUACAGGUCAUUAAAAAAGGAGAAAUGGAAGAGCAGGAGGUGGUGUAUCAGGAGGAAACGGUGACUGCCUCCAAGGUGCUGGAGAAUGUCGAGGUUGUAGAGGUUCAGAUUUCCCAAGUGGACAACAUGUUCCGCUGCAGCAAGUGUGACCGUAGCUUCAAGUUGUACUACCACCUCAAGCAGCAUUUGAAAACACACCUGGGCUUGCUGGAAAAACCCCAUGUGUGCAGCCACUGCGGUAAAGCCUACACACGGGAGGGCGCCCUAAAACAGCACAUCAGCACGUUUCAUUUCGAUGCAGAAGAACUGUCUCGAAACCAGAAGCCGCAGAAAAAAGUGCAUGUUUGUGAAUACUGUAAAAAGCACUUUGACCACUUCGGCCACUUUAAGGAGCACUUGCGGAAACACACUGGUGAAAAACCUUAUGAGUGUCCAGAUUGCCAUGAGCGAUUUGCGAGGAACAGCACACUGAAGUGCCAUAUGGCAGCCUGUCAGAAUGGGGCCGGAGCCAAGAAAGGACGGAAAAAGCUCUAUGAAUGCCAGGUCUGCAGCAGUGUAUUCAACAGCUGGGACCAGUUCAAAGACCAUCUCGUGAGCCACACAGGAGUCAAGCCCAACCACUGCACCAUGUGUGACAUGUGGUUCACCCACCCAAAAGACCUAAAGGCCCACCUCAAGCACGUCCAUUCCACUGAGGACGACAAGUCUACUGAGGAAGUGGUCAUCACUGACUCUGCCGCCGCCGCAGCCCUCGCCAUCGCCACACAGAGCAUAGAAGGAGCUGAAACAGUCCUGCUGGAUGAUGGAAUCCAGGUGGAGCAUGUCACAGUGGAGCCUGUGGAUGUGAUGGAGAUGGAGGAGACUGCGACAGUAGUGGUGGAGGACGGAGGUGUGACAGAAAUGUGCGAGGAGGACGUGGAGAGGUUAAAGCAGGCCGGGGUGCAGAUCCAGGUGGUACACGUGACCACGACUGAAGUAGACGGGCAGCAGGUGGUGAACUCUCAAGUGGAAGUAGAGAUGGAGGGUGAAAUGGUGAACGUUGAGGAGGCAGAACAAGCAGUGGUCGUAUGAGAAUGUGAGACGGACUGUGUCUUGGGGUGUAUUCACACAUGUAGCUUGUUUGCGUUGCUCUGAUUCAGGGGCUUUAAUGAUAUCUUGUUGCAUUUCAGUUCUGGUCCAGCUCUUGUUCACACUGACUUUUUACAAACAAACCAAGAGGAGUAAACAUUAAGUUUUACCGACUGAGAGGUUACUUGUUGAUUGGACAGUUUUGGCCAUUGUCAUCCUGCAUGUCAUCAGUGGGUCAUCAAGACCCAUGUGGGGAAAUGAAAUUCUGGUGACUGACAGAGGUUUAUGCAGCACUUUAAUGCUACUGAAGAUGUGUAUAUUUAUGUUUUUUGCAAAGAGCUCACGAAGAAAUAAUAGAAGCAUUAUUGGUGAAUUGCACUGAAAUUUGACUGGUUGAACGGGUAGUAACAGGACAAAAGGAGGUGUCUUGUAGGCUACAGUAAUGAUUCGGGGCUUAUUUCUGUGGGAUUGCUGUGCAGAGUACCAGCUCAGCUGUCUUUAACAGCUUUUGAGCUAUUAAUCAGGGAAAGUACCCACACUGAUGUGCAUACAUGUUGCCAUGGUUAUCAAAUGAUUUGCAUACACAAAUACAGAUCAAUUAUGAUAAGAUGGCUUCCUGAACAAAUUACACAAUCAGCAGAUGGAUUUAUUAGUAGCCUAGUUAAGCUUUUGGAAGUGUGCUCAACUCCAUCCAUCGCAAAUACUGGUGUUUGGUUAAUUUUCUUUCAUGCCACAAACAAACUGCUCCAGGGUUCGACUGGAAGCGAGCCAAAAACCACCCUUUCCUUGGAUCUCAGCCACGUGUUUUGUCCCAUAUCGAGUUCAGUAACUGCUCGCAUGUGCCCAAACUAACCCGUCUUUGGAGGGCAAACACUCCUGGUUUUAAUCCAACUGCUUCAAAUGAGAUGUGUGAAUACACCCUUAAAUGACCUGCAGGACGCUCCUGCAGUCCUGGGCUGCUGCAUUAUCCUGUACCUGACAACUUAUUUUCCAUGAAGAACACUGAAUGUGGGAAAAGGCAUGCCACCUCAAUAUGUCCUACUGUGUGCCAUCACAUUGAAUCACUCGGUUCCCACCACCCUCACUCUUUGAACUCUGAGUCAAUGGACAGAGUUAUGGAGAUAUAUCAUCUCCUGCUAACGAUCCUGUAUUUAUUUUAAAGCUGUCUGCCAUCAUAUCAUGUAUUCUUGGUGACUCUUCAGUGUUUCAUCAAUCAAUUGUCAUGUUUUUUAUUUUCUGUGUCCUUAUUUUACCUCAAACUUACAUCGUGUUCUUUUAGUUUGAGUUGCUUGCCAAGACAGUUUGACAGUGAAUGAAAGGUUCUUGUUGCAGCUCAUUCAGCAGCUGAUGGUCGGUGCCGAUGUCCAUCAGUGCUAAUGCUACAGAUUUGUUCAAGCUAAUUUUCAUAUUGCCUUUUGGUGUUUUUGUAGGAAAAACUCAGACGUGGAAUAAAAUCGGUUUCCAGAAUGGGCCUUGCGUCUUGCAUACAUCUGCUGAGAUUUAGUAAUUUUAGACUCAGAUUAGUGAAGGUAUAGAUGCAUUUAGAAAUUCUGUUGAGUUUAUUAUACCUUCAGAAUGUUUCGUUUUUCCUUCCAGAGAGCUAUUGUAAUCAGUAUUUUUAUAUUUGCAACUGAUUAAAUGACUGAAUUGUGAAAGUUGCUAAUAAUGAUAAAUUUACAAACAGUUGUCACCCAACGCUACAGUUUCCUUUAGCUCAACAGAUUUUUGUGUCUUUCAGCUCAGUGUUUUGGUUUCACAGCCCUAACCUUACUGUUUUGAUUCAGUCUCACUGCUCUUAUGAGCAGCGUGUCAGAUUUCCCUCAGGAGUUUGUGGAAACCACACCAGAGCUGAAGGAAAGGUGAAUAUGUUACUUGGAUUCAUCAGGAGGCCACAAA
This is a messenger RNA of Chelmon rostratus (copperband butterflyfish), 3742 nucleotides long. It is a transcript of the gene zbtb35, whose product is annotated as zinc finger protein 131. Gene Ontology annotation, biological process: regulation of transcription by RNA polymerase II. Lineage: Eukaryota; Metazoa; Chordata; Actinopteri; Chaetodontiformes; Chaetodontidae. Gene Ontology annotation, molecular function: DNA-binding transcription factor activity, RNA polymerase II-specific; protein binding; RNA polymerase II cis-regulatory region sequence-specific DNA binding. The transcript has 9 exons. The coding region runs from base 134 to 1849 and encodes 571 amino acids. Gene Ontology annotation, cellular component: nucleus. The record is from RefSeq and is a predicted model, not a curated record.